Messenger RNA from Tripterygium wilfordii, 1349 nucleotides. Its product is annotated as GDSL esterase/lipase At1g29670-like. The record is from RefSeq and is a predicted model, not a curated record. The transcript has 4 exons. Gene Ontology annotation, molecular function: hydrolase activity, acting on ester bonds. The coding region runs from base 5 to 1126 and encodes 373 amino acids. NCBI's taxonomy places the organism in Eukaryota, Viridiplantae, Streptophyta, Magnoliopsida, Celastrales, Celastraceae.
CAUUAUGACACCCUCACCACCUCUCUACAAACACAUUUCUCUCUUAAUCACUAUUUCAUGCUUAACAGGCCUUUAUUGUUGUGUUAAUGGAGACAAUGAAAGCAACAACAUCCAUGGAAUGUUUGUGUUUGGGAGCUCUCUGGUUGACAAUGGAAACAACAAUUUUCUUGACAACAUGGCUAAGGCAGACUACUUGCCUUAUGGAAUAGACUUCCCUUCUGGACCUUCUGGGAGAUUUACUAAUGGUAAAAAUGUUAUUGACCUUCUUUGUGACCAAAUCAGGUUGCCUUCUUACAUUCCUGCAUUUGCUAAUCCUUCAACUAAGGGAAGGAAGAUUGUUCAUGGUGUCAACUAUGCCUCUGGUGCGUCCGGCAUCCUCGACGACACCGGCUCGAUCGUGGGUAAUGUGACAAGUUUAAGCAAACAAAUUAGGAACUUUGAGGAGGUAACAUUGCCAGACUUGGAAGAACAGCUUGGAAGCAAUAGUAAUAACAUUAGCAGGGAAUCACUACCCAAUAAUUACUUGUUUAUAUUGGGAACCGGAGGGAAUGACUACUCAUUCAACUACUUCAUGAGAAAGAACACCUCCACUGCCAGUCUUCAAGCCUUCACAGAUAAUCUCAUGAAAUCACUGUCCAACCAAAUUCAGAAGUUGUAUAAUUUAGGGGCUCGAAAGUUGGUGUUGAUGUCGAUCAAUCCAAUAGGCUGCAGCCCAAUGGUACUAACUGACCCACCUGGGUGCUUAGAAGGACUCAAUGAGGCUGCUCAGCUCUUCAAUGCUCAGUUGCAGUCACUUGUGGAUGUUUUGAAGCCACAAAUGCCUGGUUCCAAUCUUGUCUUUGUCAAUUCAUAUGAGAUCAUCAGGGAAAUUAUCAGAAAUCCUGCCUCCCGAGGAUUCAAAGAUGCAAGCAAUGCAUGUUGUGAGAUAGGAUCAGUGAGUGAAGGAGGAAGUGGGAUUUUGUGCAAAAGGGGUGGGGAUGCAUGUGAAGAUAGAACAAGUCAUGUAUUCUUUGAUGGUUUGCAUCCAACAGAAGCUGUGAAUGUGGAGAUAGCCGACAAGGCUUAUGCCUCAAACGUCAAAACUGAAGUUUAUCCCAUUAAUGUCCGACAACUUGUUAGUCUCUAGGACUAUAUAUAGCUAAGCAUAGUAUGGCAUUUGCCCUACGUGGUUCUUACUUUGUCAUAUGUUUUUAUGGUGUCGGCUAUAUAUAUGUGUGUAAUAAGACUCUACUCCCUGGCUACUAUGGCUUGUGAAAUGUUUUAGUAGUAAUUAUUAGGUGAAAUGUGUGUUCAAGUUGUUAUCUAUAAGAUGUUUCUUUUAUCAAUCAAACUGAGAUAGCACAGCUGAU